Linum trigynum is the source of this 456-nucleotide messenger RNA. NCBI's taxonomy places the organism in Eukaryota, Viridiplantae, Streptophyta, Magnoliopsida, Malpighiales, Linaceae. The record is from the annotation of a GenBank genome assembly.
AUGGAGCAACGUAGAGGGUUUGAGAGCACAAACUUCGACUAUUUUUGUAAGCUCAAGAAAGCCCUAUACUGUCUGAAGCAGGCGCCUCGAGCUUGGUACCGGAAGAUUGGAGAAUUUCUACUCCAAUGCGGAUACUCUGUCAAUCCGUCAGAUUCAAGUUUAUUUGUCAAGGAGCAAGACAAAAAAUUAGCAAUUGUGUUAGAUUAUGUUGAUGACUUGAUCGUGACUGGAGAUGAUGAAGAAGAAAUCAAUCGAACUCGAAUAAAUCUAUCCAUAAGGUUCCAAAUGAAGGAGCUUGGAGAGCUGAAGCACUUUCUUGGACUUGAAGUCGAGAAAAGAGAAGAUGACUUAUUUCUCAGUCAGCGGAGAUAUGUCAUAGUGUUGCUAGAUAAGUUCGGGGUACAAGAGUGCAAACCAAUGACAACACCGAUGGAGGCUAACGUUAAACUCAACUGA